AUGUGCUUUGGCAGCAAAUCUCAGCGUGACCAGUCCGCCGUCGGGCCCAAGCCUGCGGCCGCUGUAGCUCAGCAGAACUCGGCAUCGGUACCGGUAGCAUCAAAGACUUCCCAUACCGCACCGCAACAGCAGCAGCAACCACAACGGCAGUCUGAGGAGUAUACGCCGCCGCCGGGCCCACCACCUGGGUCGUCGCAGACUCCUCGACCUCCUCAACCUGCAGUUGAUGAUGGUUUUGCGCCGCCUCCAGGUCCGCCUCCAUCGCAUACUCCCCAACCCUCAGCAACGACAAGUGCCGAUUAUGCACCACCACCAGGACCACCUCCCGGAGCAGCAGCGGCAGGAAACACCACGUCAACGACAGACUACGCACCACCCCCAGGCCCUCCCCCAUCCCAGAACCCCUCCGGCCCACCCCCAGACUACAGCAGCCCGCCCGCCCAGCAACAACAACAACAAGAACAACCACCCCAGCACGACUGGCAGGCCGCCGUCCCGGACACGUCUCUCUUCCCACCGCCGCCGGACAUCUUCUCGCACCACGAGUUCUCCCCUGCCAACAACGCUUCCGAGUUGGAGAUGGAAGCCGGCGAGGCCUGGUGCGCGGCGCACCCGCUGUCGCCCCCGCUGGCGCUGGACCCUCCCUCGGCCGCCGCCCACGAGGCCCACAACCCGCGCCUGAUGCAGCCAGCCAACUUCCGCGGCUUGCUCCGCUGGCUCGGCCACGGCCACUGGGAGCUGCGCACCGCCGACCGCCGCUGCACCGACUCCACCGUACUUGCCUACCCGCCGCUGUACUGCGCGGGCCGCCAGCAGCAAGCCAGCGCCGCUGCCGGAAAGCCGACCGUCGUCUACUACGAGGUCCAGAUCCGCAGCGACAGCCGCGCCGACGAGACGUCCCUGGCCGUCGGCUUCGCCGCACUGCCCUACCCGCCCUUUCGGCUCCCGGGUUGGCACCGCGCCAGCUUGGCCGUGCACGGCGACGACGGCCACCGCUACACCAACGACCUGGCCGGCGGCUGCAGCUUCACGACGCCGUUCCGGCGCGGCGAGAGGAUGGGGCUGGGCAUCAAGUUCGCCGGCGGGCCCGGCGGCAGGGUCGUCAUCUUCUUCACCAGGGGCGGCAAGGUCGACGGGAGCUGGGACCUGCACGAGGAGACAGACGCCACCGAGGUCGGUGGUGUCCAGGGACUCGAGGGCUGGCACGACAUCACCGCCGCGAUUGGCACGUUUGACUUUGUGAGCCUCGAGGUGUUUUUCGAGCCGUCCAAGUGGUUAUACAAGGGAGGUGGUCAAGAUGUCAUGUAA
Pyricularia grisea is the source of this 1308-nucleotide messenger RNA. RefSeq lists its product as uncharacterized. The record is from RefSeq and is a predicted model, not a curated record. Gene Ontology annotation, molecular function: protein binding. Lineage: Eukaryota; Fungi; Ascomycota; Sordariomycetes; Magnaporthales; Pyriculariaceae. The transcript has a single exon. The coding region runs from base 1 to 1308 and encodes 435 amino acids.